AUGAAAAGAAGAACAGCACUAAUUUUAAGAAAGGCGUUGGAAAGUGUGCAAUCUGUGAAUGGGGAUAUUGAAUCUGGUAUUAAUGUUGUCCAAGAGAUUCAAGGGACAAGUAGAACACCAACAUCAAAUAAUGCAGAUUCUACUGGGAAUGGCGCAGCCUCCGCAAAUAGACUUUCUGACAAUAUCCUGUUAGCAGAAGCAGAGAAGACAGAAAUGCAAUUAGAACGCAUGAUUUUUGAAAUUAAUGAAGAUACUGAAAGCAGCGUACUGCUUCAAGAUAUCGUUUUGGAAGAAAAUGCUACUGAGGCUGAAUCCCGUAUUGAAAUUGAAGAUACGCCAGUAAUGAAUGCUGAGAUUGUUGGUUACACUGAAAACAGCUCGGAAAAUACUGCAAAUAGGAAAAAUAAAAUUGUAAAAAAAAAGAUAUCAGAUCCGAAAACUUGGAAACAAAAUAUAAGAAAAAAAUUGUUUCAAGAAGGGAAACAGUACACAAGCUCCAGAGGAAAAAAAGUCAAUGAAAAAAAAGUGCCAAUUUAUACUGUGCAUGCUGUUGGCCCAGAUAACCCUAAAAAAUCCCAAAGAGGGAAGAACAGCCCAAGAAAAAUAAAUGAGGCUUCCAAACAAAGUGUAAUUGACCAUAUUAAUAAAUUUCCUGCUGUAGAAUCCCAUUAUUGUAGGACAAACACAAAAAGAAAUUAUUUGGAAUCCACUCUCAGCGUAAAGAAAAUGUAUGAUCUAUAUUUGAUCUAUUGUGAAUCGAAACAGAUUACACCUGUAAAAUUGUCCAUGUACAGGUUUAUUUUUAACACUAACUUUAAUUAUAGUUUUCAUGUUCCGAAAAAAGAUGUAUGUGAAAAAUGCGCUACUUAUUAUACUAUAAAAGCUGAAAAUAAUUUAAAAAAUAGUGAUGAAUUGGACAUGGAAAACCAUACAACAGAGAAAGAGGUCAUGAGAAAGGAGAAGAGUUCUGAUAAAAAUAGUAAUGCUGCAAUUUUAACGUUUGAUUUGGAAAAUGUCAUAACAUGUCCAAGAUCCAAUGUGGGUAACCAUUUUUAUUUACAGAAGCUCAGUAUGUACAAUCUCACAGGACACUUCUCAACAAGUAAUACAGCAUACUGUAUUUUAUGGAUGGAAACUAUGCAGGGCAGGAGUGGAAAUUGCUUGGCUAGUGCUUUUAAAGUGCUUGUGGAAAAGGUUUUAGAAAACAAUCAUAUUGAGCAUCUUGUUACAUGGAGCGAUAGCUGUGUGCCGCAAAAUAGAAAUUCACAUAUAGCCUUUAGCGCUUUGGAUAUCUUAAGAAACCACGAUGAGUUGCAAAGCAUAACAAUGAAGUAUUCCAUCCCUGGACACGGUGCGGUACAAGAAGUUGAUAAUAUUCAUAGCCAGAUUGAAAAUCAUAUGUCCAAGAAAGAUUUUUUCUCUCCAUUGGGAUUCGUUAAAGAACUCAAACAAAUUCGAAAAGGCAAUCCUUUCGUAAUUCAUCAAAUGAAGCAAACUGAUUUUUAUAAUUUUGAGCAAUGUUCUUCAAAACUUAAUUAUGCCAAAGUGCCAUUUACAAAAGUGUCUCAACUUAAAUUUGAAAAAUCCGAUAUAAAUAUGAUAUCGUUUAAAAUAGGCCAUUGUUCCGAAUUUCAAAUAGUAAGUAUUUAUAACACAAUUCCAAGAGGUAUACGAAGUAGAAAGUCUAAAGAUGCGCAACCAAAUGCAGUUCCCUUGUUAGCUACGAUUAUUCCGAAAGUACUUUCCAAUCCAGAACCACUUGCCCCUGGAAAAGUUUUGGCAAUUAAGAAAAUGAUGACGGCAAUGCCUCAAGUGGAUCAAGAUUUUUACAAAGCUCUUUUAGGUUUUAAUUAA
Brassicogethes aeneus is the source of this 1854-nucleotide messenger RNA. The record is from the annotation of a GenBank genome assembly. NCBI's taxonomy places the organism in Eukaryota, Metazoa, Arthropoda, Insecta, Coleoptera, Nitidulidae.